Molecule: messenger RNA, 1500 nt
Organism: Strongyloides ratti
Lineage: Eukaryota; Metazoa; Nematoda; Chromadorea; Rhabditida; Strongyloididae
Product: Ran GTPase-activating protein 1
Exons: 2
Coding region: 1-1500 (499 amino acids)
Biological process (GO): activation of GTPase activity; nucleocytoplasmic transport
Cellular component (GO): cytosol; nucleus; perinuclear region of cytoplasm
Molecular function (GO): GTPase activator activity; small GTPase binding
Source: RefSeq, a predicted model, not a curated record
AUGAUUGGAAAAUAUGACUCUGAAAAUGGUAAAUUAUCUUUCUUAGAUUUACAAUUAAAAUUAAAUACUUUGGAAGAUGGUAAAAACUUAGCUAUUGAAAUUGAAAAAUGUCCAAAUUUGGUUACUCUUGAAUUAAGAGGAAAUAGUUUAGGACCAAAUGCAGCUGAUCCAAUUGCUGAUGCUUUAAAAAAACAUAAAGAAUUAAAAAGAAUUUUGUGGAGUGAUUUAUUUACUGGACGUUUAAAAACUGAAAUUCCUGAAAUUCUAGAAAAAUUGUUAGAUGGAAUAACAUAUUCUGGUGCAAUGUUACAAGAAAUAGAUUUAUCUGAUAAUGCUUUAGGACCUGUAGGUGUUGAAGGAAUUAAAAAAUUUCUUGCUAGUGAAGCAGCAAUAAAUUUAGAAACAGUAAAAUUAUAUAAUAAUGGACUUGGUAUUGGUGGGAAGACAGUAGCAAAUUGUUUUGUUGAAUGUUUAAGAAAAGCAAUUCAAAAGGGAAAAUGGUUAAACUUAAAAACAUUUAUUGCCGGUAGAAAUCGUCUUGAAAACACGUGUGCAAUAGCAUUUUCACACGCUUUCAAGAUGAUUGGAACAUUAGAAGAUAUACAAAUAAUUCAAAAUGGUAUUUGGGCUGAUGGAAUCAGAGCUCUAGCUGAUUGUUUCCGUUUUAAUCCUAACCUUCGUAUUAUUGACCUUUCUGACAACACCUGUACACACAGAGGUGCUGUUGCUUUAGCUAACGUGAUACCAAAAUUAAAAGAAUUAGAGAAAAUUGUACUUGGAGAUUGUCUUUGCAGAGAUAGAGGAAGUUUAAAAAUUUUUAGAGCUAUAGCCAAAGGUCAAUUAAAGAAUCUUAAAGAAAUAGAUAUUUCAGGAAAUGAAGUUACCCCAAAAGGUGCUAUAGAAAUAGAUAAGAUUUGUAAAGAAAGUUUAAAAAAUGUUAAUGUUAAACUUCAUUGUAAUAAUUUUUCAUCCGAAUUCCAUAGAUUAGCAAAUAUAUUGAAGAAUGUUAAUAUAGGUGAUGAGGAGGAUGAUCAAGGAAGUGAUGUUGAAAAUGAUGAACUAUGGACUCCAUGUGUUAAUGGUACUGAAGAUUUACCAAUCCACAUAAUCCUUGAUUUUAUAAAAGCUCCAAAUUCACAUUCUCUUGGAAGAGUUUUACGACGUCAAAGUGAUGUUAUUGAUGAACUUGAAGAUGACAUGAGAAUUAAUGUUAAUCCCUAUACAACUGCACGUUUUAUUGCAGCACUAACGACUGCCGUUAUUCCAAAUAGUAAAAAUGAAAAAUUGGUUUCUGAAAUGCUCAUAGAAAUUUUAAAAAGAGGACGUCAAAUAAUGCGAUCAAAUCUUCCAGUUUUAAUGCAACUUUCUAACAAUUUAAUAGCUUUUUCACGUUUAGUUAAAUCAGAACUUCAAGAAAAAGUACCUAUUAAUUUUGAUAUUCUUAAAAAUUUAACUGGUGAUCAUGUUCCUGAAUUUACUAAAUACAUAUCCGUUUGGUAA